CCGGACCCCUGACAGCAGCAGCGAAGCUUCCUGGAUGCGGUUGCCAUGGAGAGAGCGUGGCGACAGCAGGGGAGGGGGCGCGGCCGCAGCCAGCAGGAGGCUCCAGGUGAAAGGUCACAACCCCCACCAGGAGGACGAGGAGGUGCAGGACGAGGAGGAGGAGGAGGAGGAGGAGGGAAGAUGAAGGCCGUCGCCGUGACUACCGAGCCUGAACACGCUGUGUCUGUCCAAUCAAAGUUCGAGGAGAUCAGGAAGUCCAACCAGGCUGCUGCUCAGCGAUUGGUGGAGAGCCGCUUCAGCUCCUCCUCCGAUGAUGAUGAUGAUGAUGAAGAAGAUGUAGGUGAUGAACGAAAGGAUGGAAAGAGAGGAAAGAUCCUGGAGUCGACCUUCACCACCUACACCAGCCAGACGGGUGGUGAUGUCAGCGGUCUGGUGAGAACCAAUCAGUACGUCAGUGAUCUGUUUCAGUCUGGAGCUCUCACCUGUCUGAUCUGCAUCGCUUCAGUCAAGAGGACGCAGCCGGUGUGGAGUUGUUCCAGCUGUUUCUCUCUCUUCCACCUGCCGUGCAUCCAGAAAUGGGCGAGAGACUCUGCCUUCCUCGUGUCCUCCAUCACUGAUGAAGACUUCGGUCAGAAGCAGCAUCCGUGGCCUUGUCCAAAGUGUCGAGCUGAGUAUCCGCCCAGCGCUACGCCCAACAGGUACACGUGUUACUGUGGGAAGCUGCAGGAUCCUCCAGCUGAUCCCUGGUUGGUUCCUCACUCGUGUGGCUCCGUCUGUCAGAAGGAGAUCAAACCCAGCUGUGGACACACCUGUCUGCUGCUCUGUCACCCCGGUCCCUGUCCUCCGUGUCCGAAGAUGGUUUCAGUUUCCUGUUUGUGUAGCAAAGCGAAGCCCCUCCCCCGUCGCUGUAGCAACAAGACCUGGAGCUGCCAGAAGCUCUGUGGGAAGAUAUUACCCUGCAGACAACACACCUGUUCACUGCCCUGUCAUACAGAGUGCACUCCGUGUCCCAGAUUCAGUGUUCAGAGGUGUGUGUGUGGUAGAGAGGAGGCAGAGCGACCGUGCAGCAGCCCUCAGUGGAACUGUGAGCAGGUGUGCGGCGCUCUGCUCUCCUGUGGGAAUCACACCUGUGAGGUUUCAUGUCAUAAAGGAGUUUGUCCUCCAUGUCCUCGAUCUGUCAGCAGGACCUGUCCCUGUGGAAAGACCAAGUCGUCUCUGCCGUGUACAGAGGAAGUGUUUCCGUGUGGAGACACAUGUGACCGUCAUCUGUCCUGCGGUAAACACACCUGUUCAAUGAGAUGUCACCGAGGCAACUGUGAGACCUGCAGACAGGAAGUGGAGAAGGAGUGCCGCUGUGGUAAAUACAGGAAGUUGAUGUCGUGUCAUAAAGAAUAUUUGUGUGACUCCAAAUGUCCAAAAAACAGAAGCUGCCAGAGACACCAGUGCAGGAGGAAGUGUUGCCCCGGUAACUGCCCGCCCUGCGACCAGAGCUGCGGACGGACCCUCGGGUGUCGCAACCACAAGUGUCCAAGUGUCUGUCACCAAGGGAGUUGUUACCCGUGUCCGGAGGCGGUGGAUGUCAGGUGUACGUGUGGUUCCACCUUCCUGAGCGUCCCGUGUGGACGAGAGAGGAGCACCAAGCCGCCUCGCUGCAAAGAGCCCUGCAGGUCUCCUCCGUCCUGCCACCAUCCGACCAGAGAGAGUCACCGCUGCCACCCUGGAACCUGCCCCCCCUGCAGGCAGACCUGCCUGCUGCAGCUGCCCAAGUGCAGCCACACCUGUCCACAGCCCUGCCACGACAUGGUGCUGGUCAAAUCCCAACCGGUGCGGUUAGCGGGUCCAUGGGAGCAGCCGUCUGAACCAGCGUUUGUGAAGAAAGCUUUGCCCUGUGCGCCGUGUCAAGUACCGAUCCGCACGUCCUGCUUUGGAGAACAUGAGGUGAGUCCGGUGCCGUGUCAUCGCCGUGGGAGGUUCUCCUGUAAGCGGCCGUGCGGGCGACCUUUGACCUGCGGCAACCACAGCUGCAGAAGGGAGUGUCACCUGGUUACCGACGGCAACAAGCAGUGUGAGGUGUGUGACGAAGGCUGCUGUAAGCCCCGCCCCCCCGGCUGCCCCCACACCUGCUCCCUCCGCUGUCACCCCGGCAACUGCCCCCCCUGCAGCCAGAUGAUCCGCCAACGCUGCCACUGCAAGAUAAGCAUGCUCUACGUGGAGUGCACGAAGAUGACAGCAGCUGAUAAACAGACGAAGCUGGAGCUGGGAUCCUGCCACAACCAGUGUCCUAAAGAGCUGAGCUGUGGUCACCGCUGUAAGCAGGUGUGUCAUCCAGGUGUGUGUGAGGAGAAAUGUCAGCAGAAGGUGAAACUUCGAUGUCCCUGCAAGAGGAUCAAGAAGGAGUUCUCGUGCUCUCUGGCGCCUGAGUGUGGCGUUCAGUGUGACAGCGCCUGCAAAGACCAGCAGAAGAAAGUCAGCCAGUUAAAGGAGGCGGAGAACAAAGCAGCUCAGGAGGAGGAGCAGAAGAGGCUUCAGGAGGAGCUCGAGGCGUUCGAGAAGCGUCAGCAGCGAGGAGGAAGGAGGAACAAGAAGCGAGGGAGGAGGGAGGAGGUGGACGACGAACAGGGGAGGAGGGGGAGGUGGUGGAGGAGGUGCGCCGCCUUUGUGCUCGUCCCGCUGGGAGGAGCGCUGCUGUCUGCCGCCGCCUACUACGUCCUGAGCCCGCCAUGACAUCAUGACUCUAUGACAUCAUGACGCUAUGACAUCAUGACACCGUGACACUAUGAACCAGCUGCUGACUCAUCGUCUUAAUGAACCUCGUCUCUUUAUUUUACACGUUUAUCUUCAGAGUGAAAGAUUUCAGACGGAUGUUUAAGAGCUGUUGGUUCCUCACAUCUGUAACUACGACAAAUGCUGUUUUCAGUAUCGAUCGUUAUCAUUAUGUUCUUAAAUUUAAUCGAUUAGUCGUUUGAUCUUCAGGUUCAGUUUUCUGUCACAGAGACUAAAACAUAUUCACAUUUAAGAAGCUGAAUCAGAGAAUUUUUACUUUUUUGUCCCUAAAAAUGACUCAAAGUGAUAAAUAGAUUUUUAAUUCAUUUAAUAUUUUGGCAACGAAACGGUUGAAAAGAAAUCUGAUCCAGGAAGUCGAGUUUGAGUCAGAGAUUAAAAGUUUAAUUGACACCAAAACAUUUUAAUCUCUUUUUUUCUUCUUUUUUUACAAAAUACUUGAAACUUUACGUGUUUUUAGGCCUUUUUUUUCUUGUUUCUCUGCAUCUGAGAAAUGGAGCCUGAAGAAAAGAGCAUUUUUCUUUUUUUAUUAAUAAUUAUGUGACUCAAAUUUCACUUCAUUAUGAUUUUAGCUUGAAUUUAAUUUCAGUUUUUGUUGUUCAGACGGGAAGAAAUUCACGUAAAACGGGAUAUUUCAGAUUGAUGUGGCUCAGUUUAAACGGUGUUAACGUUAGCCAAAGUGUAGCCCCGCCCACUGCUGACUGAGCACUGUCCCUUUAAAUAAAAAGACUUCUUGUAGCGACGAACACUGAGACGACAGCUACGUCUGACGCUGUUAAAUGUGUACACAAAAUACCUGCUCAUCUAUUUCACCUUCAGUAUUCUUCACGUUUUUAUGUUUGAUGAGCUGAAAACCUGUAAAGAAAAAGUUCAAGAGUUGAUGUUCAGAUUUAUACCAACCAGCAGCCGGUUAGUUUUUAUGCUAAGCUAACUAAGCUAAGCUAACUGGCUAGCGUUAUUAAUCUGAACGUUCAACUUUCUCUUUAAGACAAGCAGUUUAAUUUUCCUUUUUUUCCUUCAGUAAAAUAAAGAAAGAAUUGGUUGAAUUAUUGAUGAAUG
Molecule: messenger RNA, 3840 nt
Organism: Scomber scombrus (Atlantic mackerel)
Lineage: Eukaryota; Metazoa; Chordata; Actinopteri; Scombriformes; Scombridae
Gene: nfxl1
Product: nuclear transcription factor, X-box binding-like 1
Exons: 24
Coding region: 46-2724 (892 amino acids)
Biological process (GO): regulation of DNA-templated transcription
Cellular component (GO): nucleus
Molecular function (GO): DNA-binding transcription factor activity, RNA polymerase II-specific; zinc ion binding; RNA polymerase II transcription regulatory region sequence-specific DNA binding
Source: RefSeq, a predicted model, not a curated record